GGUGCCCUCACAGCCAUGAGCGAGGAGGAAACGCUGCUGGCAGUGCAGAAGGGCGGAGGGUCGAGGGAGUUGCUCAAACUGCUGUACCCUGUUGACCCCACUGCGUCUCAGGUGCGGUACCUUGAGUACGUGAGUCGGCGAAGCAGCAUGCCCACGUGGCCCCCAGAGGAGCGCGUGGUUCAACUCGACUGCAUGAUCCUUCGUACGGUUCCCAGAUUCGAUUCUGCGGGCGGCUGCCGCCCGGCAAUCAAGAUCUACGGGCGGGUCCCUGAGAGCACGCACAGGGAGACGACGCUGCUGUUCCACAGCCUGAAGCGGGCGCAGAGGGGAUGGGGGACGCCGCCGGGGGGAGGAUGGGGCGGUGGCACGCCAAGGGGAGGCUGGGGAACUCCUGGGGGAGGGUGGGGAACGCCAGGAACGCCUGGAGGAGGGGGGUGGGGGACGCCAAGAGGGGGGGGAGGGUGGGGGACGCCGAUGGGGGGCGGAGGGUGGGGGACGCCGAGAGGGGGAGGAGGGUGGGGAACGCCGAGGGGUGGGGGAUGGGGAACGUCUGGGGGAGGAUGGGGGACGCCACAGGCAACUCCUAGAGGAGGAGGGAAGGGGGGAUUCAUUCCGCACUACAAGCAGGUAGGAGAGGAGGAAACUUUUGAGGCGCCUCAAAGGUGGGGGAUGGGGAACGCCUGGGGGACGCCACAGGCAACUCCUAGAGCAGGGGGAAAGGGGGGUUUCAUUCCGCACUACAAGCAGGGCGACAUGGAGGUGGUGAAGGUGAACGUGCAGGUGGCAGUGCAGGGAGACGUGGUGGUGGAGUGUAUGCGUCCCGUUGAACUGCCUCGAUACCUCUUUUUUUUUCCCCCCUGCUCCUCCACCCCAACAUCCCCUCCCCAGGGAGACACAGAAGUGGUGAAGGUGAACGUGCAGGUGGCGGUGCAGGGGGACGUGGUGGUGGAGUGCGUGCAUGUGGACGAGGAGGGCGAGGGCGAGGCGGUGAUGUUCCAGGUGGUGUUCAACACGGCCUUUCUGCGCUCCAACAUGCUGCUGCUCGACCGCCACCAGCUCGAUAUCCUCUGGGACGCCAGCGCCAGCUUCUCAGAGGAUUUCCGGGUCGAGCUUCUAUUCGCAGAGCCGGACCACGACAUCCCACCCACGCCCUCGCCCAGGUUCUUCCACAGCGACUCCUCCCGGUUCUCACCACACCACUCCACCACCCCAUCAGCGUCUUCCUCCCCUCUCCCCGACGAGGACUUUCAGACGCUCGCUGCUCUCUUCCAGUCAUCCCACUGGUCUCCUGACGACAGCCGCAGGGCUCUGGAUCACCUCCGCUUGCAGCUCCUGGGGGAAGCCUCAGGCGCAGGAGGAGGAGGAGCAGGUGUAGCAGGACCUCCUGGUUCCCCUGGGUUCUCGAUUCCGCCUUCGCUUGCCGCGUCGCUUGGGUCGGGUUCGGUUCCAGGUUCGGUGCUAGGGUCGCUCGCUGGGUCGCUGUGUGGUUCGGCUGCCGCGUCUGCUGUAUGCUCGCCAAGAGCUGCUGCUGCAGCAGCUGCUGGUGUUUUUCCUGGCAAGCUCACUCAUCCCCAGGUGCAGCUGCUGCGGAGAUCGGGUGCUGCUGGUGGUGGUGGUGGUUCGGGCGAAUUCUCCGGCCCGCUCUCUCCUGCUUUGUUCACGUCCACGUCAGCGAAUGAACGGCAGCACGAGGCACUGCCCAAGUGGUCCAUUCAUGACGUGGAGGAGGAUGAGGAGGCUGAUUUCUCCAAGCUCGUGGAUGAGCCUGGUGAUGAGUCAUCAUCUCGUGACACGUCACCGACUCUCUCCAGUGACGUGAUUGGCUCGCGGGGAUCCACCAGAGAGUCCAGCUCAUCACCUCCCGCGAACCACAAGCUUUUCUCCUCUCCUCGCAGUUCUUCUGCUUCUGCUGGUGGUGGUGGUGGUGGUGGUAGGAGCGGUAGCAGUGGUGCUGGUGUAACUAGAGCAAGGCAGAGAGCAGGUAGAAAAGCAGCACAAACAGGCAGACUAGGGAAGGUGGAUGUGAGUGCGUUGAGCGUGGGAGUGCUGUUCGGGGGGUCUGUGGAGGAGGAUGAUGAGGAGGAGGAGGACGAGGAGGAGGAAGGGCUGGGGGAGGAAGGCUCUCGAGAGAAGCAGAUGAGGAUGCUGCGGGUCUUAGGCAGGUUUGGUGCACCUGAUGCUGGUGGUGGCGGCGGCGCAGGUGGUGGUGGUGGUGGUGGAAGAAGUGUUGGGUCUGGCUCAGGACUUAGAAGCAGUCUGGAUGGAGGGAUUGCAGGAGGUGGAAGGGGACGGGGAGGAGUGGGAGGAGUGGAAAGCGGUACUGGGAAUCAUCACUCUGGUAAAGUGGGAUUUGCAACGUCAACCGUGGGUGAGCAUGGGGAUCUGGCCAGUGCAAGAGGAACAGCUGGGCUAGUUUUAGGGUUUGGUCGGAGGUCAGUAGAGGGUGAAUCAGGGCCGGGAACAGGGAGAAGAAAAGCAGCAGCAGGAGCAGGAGCAGGAGUAACAGCUGGGGGGGUUGACAGUGACAAACACGCUGGGGUGGGGCGUGCAAGGGAAGGGUUGCAGGGGCUGCGAGGGAAAGAGCUGCUGGAGAUUCCCCGGCAUAAGCUGAAGCAGGCGCGCACCCACAAGCACGCGCAUGAGCUCGCUCUCUUGCCUCUUGAUCUGGCUGGUGGUGGCCCGUCGCUGUUUCGCUUUGAGCAUGACCUUCCUCUGCCUGCUGUGCUGGCAGGGAAGGGUGAUGUAGGGUUAAGAAUGAAUGAUUUGAGAAGGGAGGAGGGUAGCAGAGGGAAGGAGACGCUUGGUGGAGGAGCAGAGACGAGGUGGAAGGGAAAGGAAGGUGGAAUGUCGAGUGGUGUGAGUGUGGAAGCAGCAGGAGGCAGGGGAGGGGACGGGCAAGCCUCGGAGGGGUUGACAGACGGGGGUAAGGUGGGAGGGGCGGAAGGAGGAGGGCAUGAGACGCAGGAGAAGGGUGGAGCAGAGAGCACGGAAGGAUCACCUUCGGACUGGAACGAAUCCCGCAGGAAGUCUCGGAGGGAGUUUGUCAAGGGCCUGUCUCUCAAGAUCCCUGACAGCGCAGCAGGUGACAACGACGGAGGGAGCAGUGACGGCGGGGGGAAGGAGAACGACGUAGACGACCGCAAUGGUAUCAUCCGCAGCAGUAGCAGCAGAAGAAGCGGCGGGUUGGAGGAUGGGGCUCCUUUGUCUGUUCGGGAGCGGUGCGCGUCCCUAGGCAGCAGAGGAGGGAGCUUCAAGGGGGGGAAAGGGUCCAUGGAUAGUCCUUCUGCGCCCAAACUGGGCUCUGACUUGGCGUCUCUAGGGAGCAGAUCAGGCAGGGUAGCGCAGCUGAGAUUGAGCCUAUUACAAGAGCUGGAGAAGGAGAAGGAGAAGGAUGGAGUGGCAGGGGCAGGAGCAGGGGCGGGGGCAGGAGUGGUGGCACAUAGUUCGCCUAGGCCAGUCGUGGAUGAGUGCUUGUCUGCUAGGCAUAAGCUGCAUGUGGUGUGGCCCCCUCCUGGGCAUAUGCUUGCUGGAGGGGAUGGUGGAGGAGGGGGCGGUGAUGCUGGUGGUAGGGGUGGUGGGAGAGGGAGCGGGAAGCGGCAUUCCACAGGGGGGAUUGGGAUGGAGGGAGCGGAGGAGAGGAAGGGGUCUGGGCUGGUGAGGAGUUUCAGCCGGCGGUUCAGUGGUGGUGAUGUGGGGUUGAAGCUGAAUAAGGUGCAGACACCAAACGCUGCUGCGGCUGCUGCUGCGGCUGUGAUUCUCAGCUCGCCCGUUCCAUCCAUUGCUGCUGAUUCUGCUGCUUCUCCUGCUGCUGGUGCUGCUGCUGCAGCUGGUGCUGGUGCUGGUGCUGGUGCUGGUGCAAGUGGCAUUGAUGGAGUGCGCACUGCAGCAAGGGGGGAUGCAGCUGAGAAUCCAGAUGCUGCUGCUGCUCCCUCGAACACUGCCUCUUCCUGCUCUCCCCCUCGUUCCUCUGCUCGCAGCAUGGCAGUUCCUCUCAGUUCCUCCCCUGCAGCGCCUUCAACAGGAGCACACCAAGCACCUCCUACCGCUUCCCCUCCACCACCACCCCCACCUCCUCCCCCUGCUCCACCUCCACCUCCUCACCCGUCUGGAAGUGCGGUGCCAACCCCCCCUCCUCCUCCACCCACACCCCCCCCACCUCCUCCCGGAUCAGCCCCCCCUCCACCCCCCCCUCCUCCCCCUCCCCCACCCGCCCGCCCACCCGGGGUGCCUCCUCCUCCCCCGCCUCCUCCUGGCGCUCCUCCCCCUCCCCCACCCCCACCCGCCCCCCCUGCCCCUCCAGGCAGAGGCCCACCUCCCCCUCCUCCCCCUCCCCCUGGGAAGGGUGCACAUCCCCCUCCCCCACCUCCUCCUGGCAGGGGCGCACCUCCCCCACCCCCACCCCCGCCUGGAGCCCGCGGUCCCCCUGGUCCCCCACCCCCCCCGCCUCCCCCUGGUGCACCACGAGGCCCCCCAGGCGGCCCUCCCCCUCCCCCUCCCCCCCCUGGCGCACCAAGAGGUCCCCCAGGCGCCCCUCCCCCUCCCCCUGGACCCAAAGGUCCUCCGCCCCCUCCCCCUCCGGGGGGGAAGCUUCCGCCACCUCCCCCCCCUGGGGGGAAGCUGGCGCCCCCUCCUCCACCAGGGGCAGGGAGAGGGGCGGGAGUGGGGGCCCACCAGCAGCACUACCAUCAGCAAUCAGGGGCAGCUGGGGCUGCUGGCGCGGGUGUGAGGAGAACGCCUCUCAAGUCAUUUUACUGGGGGAAGGUGGUGCGGCCAGUGGAGGAUAGCCUCAACCUGGAGCUGAAUCUGGAGGAGCUAGAGGAUCUCUUCUCAGCAGCACCGCCACCCAAGGCAGUCAAGCCAAAGCAGCAAGAGACAGCCAAAGUGGAGAAAGUUACCCUGAUUGACAUGAAGCGCUCCAACAACUGUCUCAUCAUGCUCUCUAAUUUCAAGAAGUACACCUACGCGCAGCUUGUGGAUGCAGUGCUGGCGCUGGACACAACAGUGCUGAACGAGGAGGGCGUGGAGGCCCUGCACAAGUUCAGCCCCACCAAGGAAGAAAUAGAGCUGCUCAAGUCUUUCCCGGGGCCAAAGGAAUCGCUGGGACUAUGCGAGCAGUUCUUCCUGGAAAUGAUCCGAGUGCCUCGCAUAGAGCGCAAGCUCCUCGCAUUCCAGUUUAAGCUCUCCUUCUCACGACAGGCAGUGGAUGUGCGUCACAGCAUGGAGCUGGUCAUACAGGCAUGCAAGGAGAUCCGCGAGUCAUUCCGCCUGCGUCGCAUCAUGCAGACCAUCCUGUCUCUUGGCAACGCCCUCAAUCAAGGCACUGCUCGCGGUGCUGCCAUGGGGUUCAAGCUGGACAGUGCUGCAGUGGGGUUCAAGCUGGAUAGCCUGCUGAAGCUUACGGACACCAAGACACGCAACAGCAAGAUGACUCUCCUGCACUACCUUGCUAAGGUGCUGGAGACGAAGCUGCCAGAGAUAGCCAAGUUCCCAUCUGACCUGCCUUCGCUGGAGAAAGCACACAAGGUGCAAGUGAAGCAGCUAGCGGAGGACAUGCGGCAGCUGACCAACGACAUGGUCAUGGCGGAGAAGGAGCUCACUGCCUGCGGCUCUGAUGGGCCCUGCGCCGAGGGCUUCCGGAAGGCACUGGGCGCGUUCCUGGAGGAGGCAGCAUCAGAUGCGAGGCAACUGUCAGCACUCUAUGCUGAAACUAGCCGCAGUGCAGAGGCUCUGUCAAAAUACUUUGGCGAAGAUCCUGCCAAGUGCCCUUUUGAACACGUUACUCUGAUUCUCUUCAACUUCAUGCAGAACUACAAAAAGGCAGUGGAGGACAACAACAAGCAGGUGGAGGCGGAGAGGAAGAGGCUAGAGAGGGAGCUCAAGGCGCAGCACAAGGCGGAAAGAGCCCUGUGCCACCCCACCACACCCCGACGAAGCGGCAGCAGCAGCAGCAAUGGCAGGAACAACAGCAUCGGCGUUCCGAACGGCACCGCCACCACUCCUCGUCGAACCCCGGGAACGCCCAGAGCAGGCAGCACGGGGGGCGCACGUACCCCCCGGGGAGCAGCAGGCAGUGGUGGUGGUGCUGCUGCUCCUGGUUCUGCCGGCACGCCGCGCACUCCCAGAGCCAGCAGCGGCAGCAGCUUUAGACGGAGCACGUCAACCAGCAGUAAUGGGGAUGGGCGCAGUGGGUCGUUUCGAAGGAGCUCCUCCUCUGCCACCUCUUCUGCAGACUCUACUGCUAUGCCCGGAUCUGCUUCUGCUUCUACCUCUGCUUCUGCUUCUGCUUCCGGUUCUAGUGCUGGUCAAGCUGGGUGUCAGGAAGGCUCUAGGGCAAGUCCAGAGGAGGCAGUGAAUGAUUCUGCUGCUGGUGCUGCUGAAGGGACAGAGAAACGGGGGACGUCAAGGCCAGACGAGUUGUGUGAGGGCAACGGUGGCUAUCGGGAAAGUGGCAGCGAGAAUAACGGGAGCAGAGGGAUUAGGGGAGCUGGGCCUGCUGCUAGCAGUAAGGAGGCGGGACAAGGAGGGAAGACUCCUAGAUCUGGGUCGUUCAGAAGGAGCUCUGGAGAGGAAAGUAUGGGGCAGCAUGGGACGGGACCAGGACGGGGCAGUCAGAGUUGA
Messenger RNA from Closterium sp. NIES-65, 6618 nucleotides. NCBI's taxonomy places the organism in Eukaryota, Viridiplantae, Streptophyta, Zygnematophyceae, Desmidiales, Closteriaceae. The record is from the annotation of a GenBank genome assembly.